CGACUUCCGCAUUUAGUGUAUGCCGGCUCACAGUCGGUGUUUGCGCCAUAAAGAUUAAUAAAUUUCGUACAAUUUAAGCGGUCAUUUUAACGAAAAUGCAGUAAAUUACCAAAGCGCAUUCGGGCAACUACCGCUUCAAUUUUGUCCACAAGAAGUUUUCCGACUAUAAGCGCGAUUGUGCCACAAUGAUGUCUCAAGGGGCGUGUGUGGACCUUUACAAGAAUUUUUCUUACGUACCUCAAAUAGAGUACUGUAGUCCUAUAUUUGACAAUGAGCUUUGUUGGCCCCCCACACCUGCUGGUUCAAAUGUUACGAAAUUUUGUCCACAAAAGAAGGGUACCAAUGCGACACAAUUUGCGUACCGAAUAUGUAAAGCGGAUGCACAGUGGGAGUACAACAACAUCACCAAUUUGCAAGGAAAAGGCUAUACGUACUACGACAACUGCUACUUACCUCGACUUAGAGACUUAAUCAACAUGUGCAAAGUGUUAGACUUUCAGACAUGCACUAAGGUAGGCUACAAUACAAGAAUCAUAGAAAUGGUUGGUCUGGGAGUAUCCCUACUGUCUCUCGCGUUUUCGUUAUUUAUAUUUUUUCGUUAUAGGGUUUUAAGGAAUAAUCGUACAAAAAUUCACAAAAAUUUAUUUUUAUCGACGAUAUUACAGAUUUUUGUACGGCUUGUGAUAUACAUCGAUCAGUCAUUUGAAGAUAAAGUCAUUGAAAAUACACCGUACCUAUGUGAGUCAAUUUAUGUGUUAUUGGAAUACGCCAAAACCGCAAUGUUCAUGUGGAUGUUCAUCGAAGGCCUCUAUCUUCACAAUGUUAUAACCGUCACAGUUUUUCAAGAGUACUCGUACAUGAAGCUGUACUUCUGGCUGGGAUGGACUCUUCCAUUGGCUUUAACUAUUAUAUGGGUUAUAAUAAUGAUCGUAUGUACGGAAAAUACGGGGUGCUGGUAUUUGUAUUAUUUCUUACCAUAUUACUGGAUACUGGAAGGUCCACGUUUAACCGUUAUUAUAGUCAACUUGUUAUUUCUUCUCAACAUUGUAAGAGUCCUCGUUGUUAAGCUGAGGGAAAGUCAUACCAGCGAAAUACAGCAAGUUAGGAAAGCUGUACGUGCCGCCAUAUUUCUACUACCACUGAUGGGUAUAGCCAACAUAUUAUUUUUGGUGGACUACCGAUUAUUUAAAAACGCAUGGAAAUUUGCUCUCUGGUCUUAUAGCACUUACUUUCUUACUACUUUCCAAGGAUUAUUUUUAUCAGUCUUGUACUGCUUCUGUAACGGAGAGGUACAAGCUGCCUUAAAAAACAGCCUUUUCGUGUACAUGUCUCUACGUAGAGAUCACAAUGAUCCGAUGCGAAGAAAUUCCAUGCACCUUUCCGGCGUCACGGCCUUAGAAACGGACCAAUGACGAAGCAACCUCAAUGGAAUGUGCCCACGGGGGUAUAACAUUGGCCAGGCCGAACGGAAAAUUUACGAGUGAGUUUGAUGAGAUGCAUGCGACAGUCGAAGUGUUUGCGUUAUUUGGACUUUUAGGACUGUCGUUUGAUGGACUGUCCGAUUUACUUUUGGAUACUUUUAUUAUGCAUUCCGCAAAGAAACUAUAUUUUUUAGGAGUUUAGAGUUUAGCGUAAGUAGUCAAUAUGUGAAUACUAACUUUUUUACUGCUGUUGUGUAUUUGGUAGUUUUAAGGUACCUCGCUGUACUCAAAAUAUUCAUCCUUUCUAUUUUUUCCUCUCUUUAUUUACGUCAAUUUGGCCUAAAGUGUUAUUUAAUAUUUAACUUAAAUGUAUACGAAAGUCUCUCGUACAUAAUCCGUCCAAAUGCAUUUGUGCAGUAGCCUACGUAAUUUUGCCAAAUGACACUUAUACAAGGUUUGUCUUUUAUUCUAAUAAAGUUAUUGCAGGAAGUACAAUUCAUUAGGUGC
Photinus pyralis (common eastern firefly) is the source of this 1928-nucleotide messenger RNA. It is a transcript of the gene Pdfr, whose product is annotated as PDF receptor. Lineage: Eukaryota; Metazoa; Arthropoda; Insecta; Coleoptera; Lampyridae. Bases 186 to 1412 code for a protein of 408 amino acids. The record is from RefSeq and is a predicted model, not a curated record. Gene Ontology annotation, cellular component: plasma membrane. Gene Ontology annotation, biological process: adenylate cyclase-modulating G protein-coupled receptor signaling pathway; cell surface receptor signaling pathway. Gene Ontology annotation, molecular function: G protein-coupled peptide receptor activity. The transcript is spliced from 12 exons.